Molecule: messenger RNA, 1593 nt
Organism: Nannochloropsis gaditana CCMP526
Product: serine palmitoyltransferase
Exons: 1
Coding region: 1-1593 (530 amino acids)
Biological process (GO): ceramide biosynthetic process; sphingosine biosynthetic process
Cellular component (GO): endoplasmic reticulum
Molecular function (GO): pyridoxal phosphate binding; serine C-palmitoyltransferase activity
Source: RefSeq, a predicted model, not a curated record
AUGGCAGCCGAUCCAUCGUUAGGAGACUCCUUUAUAGACCUGACAAUCGCACUGGAGCAACUCUGGCAGCAAGUGCGGCGUGAGCUUUCCAGGGAUGGUGUAAAGGAAUGGCUUUUAGGCGCUCCGGCACGCUACAAAAAGUGGUGGCUGAACUUGGUAGAGCAUGCUCCUGGCCACGUGGUGGUCGAGACAGCCUUGAUUCUGUUCAUUAUAUGGUUGAUCUUCUUGAGGAAGACCGUGGACCCGUCCAAGGAGGACAGUUUCUUGUCGGAGAAGGAAAUCGACCAGCUGGUGGAGGAGUGGCAGCCGGAGCCCUUGGUCCCGGGCCCGGACCCGGCCUGGGAUGAGGAGGACGCGCAGGCCUUGGUCGUAGAGGAGGUAGACGGGACGCGGGUGGUCGUGAACGGGAAAAAAAUGAUAAACAUGGCGUCCUUCGACUUCUUGGGUCUGGCCGGUCGAGGCGAAGUCAAGGAGGCGGCCCGCGCCGCCCUAAACAAGUACGGGUGUGGCUCUUGUGGACCGAGAGGCUUUUACGGCUCCAUCGAUGUGCAUGUGAUGGCCGAGCAAGCGAUGGCGGCUUUCUUGGGCGCGGAGGAGGCCAUUUCCUAUUCGGAUGCCGCCUCCUCGGUUUCCUCCACGCUUCCCGCCUUCGCCAAGAAGGGCGACCUGUUGAUCGCGGACGAGGGCGUGUAUGAGCCCAUCCAGACGGCCAUCAACCUCUCGCGCGCCCAGGUCCGGUAUUUCCGCCACAACGACAUGGAGGACUUGGAGCGCGUCUUGCGGGAGGUGGCGGAGGAGGACCGGCGACUGGAUCGGAACGAGCGAGAACAGCGUCGGUUCAUCGUCGUGGAGGGCCUGUACAAAAACUUCGGGGACCUGUGCCCCCUCCCCGCCCUCAUUGCCCUCAAGCGCCAGUACCGGUACCGCCUCUACCUAGACCAGACCUUCUCCUUCGGGUGCUUCGGGACGGCGGGCCGCGGUCUGGCCGAGCACUUCGGCGUGCCCCUCGCCGACGUCGAGGUCAUGUCCGUCUCGAUCUCGCACGCCCUGGGCUCGGUGGGGGGCAUGUGCGUGGGCACCUCCGAGGUCGUGGAUCAUCAGCGGCUCUCGGGGGCAGGCUACUGCUACUCCGCCUCUGCCCCGCCCUUCACCUCCUCCGCGGCCAUGGCGGCCUUGGCCCUCUUGGAAAAGGAGCCGGAGUUGGUGACGAAAUUGCGCGAAAAUGCUGUUUGGCUGGCUCGGGCGCUGGGGAAAAUUCCGGGGCUGAAAGUGAGGAGCCAAGAAAUUUCCCCCGUGCUGCACGUAGGCGUGGCCAAGGCGGUCUCUGACGGAUGGACGCGGGAGGAGGAGGAGCGGGUAUUGCAAGCCAUAGCGCGGGCAUGUGUGGACGCCGGGUACGCCGUGGUCACGAGCAAAUACACAUUGUUGGAUGUGGAGGCUGUGUCGAAAGGAGGGCUCUUGCCGGAGCCCUCGCUGCGGCUGGCGGUGUCGGCGGUCCACACGCGGGCCGAGCUGGAGGGGGCGGUGGAGGCGAUCAGGAGAAGCGCCGCCGGGGUCCUGAAGAAGCAUGCGGGUGGGAGGAAGGGUGGGUAG